Girardinichthys multiradiatus is the source of this 773-nucleotide messenger RNA. Its product is annotated as protein FAM237A-like. The transcript is spliced from 2 exons. The record is from RefSeq and is a predicted model, not a curated record. Bases 23 to 439 code for a protein of 138 amino acids. Lineage: Eukaryota; Metazoa; Chordata; Actinopteri; Cyprinodontiformes; Goodeidae.
CACAGUAUUUGUUCUGACCUGCAUGUCAGCGGUGCCGCUGCGGGGCCACAAGCCUCCGCAGGUGGACCCGGUGACAGCCCGCCGGGCCAACCCGCAGUGCUGGGACUCCUCCUCGGCUCUGCUGCUGGAGAUGCGCUCUCCGAGGAUAGCUGACACGGUCCCCGCCUUCUGGGACCUGAUGAGGACCCUCCGGUCCUCGGAGAACGGGAAACACACGGCGCUGUUCUGGGACCUGGCCCGGGUCUUUUGGAAGAUCUACGCGGACUGCGUCAUGUCCAGGAGCCACGGCCUAGGGAGGAGGCACAUCACCUCUGUGCCCUCCCUCAUUACUGACAAGUCCUUUAGGUUCAACAGCUCGAGAGCAAACUCCUGGACAAAGCUCACUGUCAGAGUGAGACGCAGAGGACACAUCACAUCCCUGGGGAUUAAACCCAAAUAAGACACAACACAAAUGUCUUUGAAGGUUUCCAGCUGGACAGCUUUUGUCUUUAUUUCAUCCCCUCUCUGUGAUACCCUUGCCAGCAGUUAAAGGAGACCUUGUCUAUGACUUGGUUUUCAACAUGUGUUCUGUAUCACAAUUUACCAAAUACAAUUAAUAUUAUUCAGUUAAUAUUACUCCUUUAAGUUCCUUAAUAUUGAUAUUGUCACUCUUUUAUACAGACAACUCAAAAUCAAGCACAAAAAACAUAAAUCCAAGUUCUCUUUUUCUUGUUAUAUAGCCUACAGAUUUUAUUUUGCUAUUUUGUUGGAUUUUAUGUUGUCAUACUUAAGUA